Molecule: messenger RNA, 2873 nt
Organism: Ochlerotatus camptorhynchus
Lineage: Eukaryota; Metazoa; Arthropoda; Insecta; Diptera; Culicidae
Gene: Drgx
Product: Dorsal root ganglia homeobox
Exons: 9
Coding region: 782-2242 (486 amino acids)
Biological process (GO): regulation of transcription by RNA polymerase II
Molecular function (GO): RNA polymerase II transcription regulatory region sequence-specific DNA binding; DNA-binding transcription factor activity, RNA polymerase II-specific
Source: RefSeq, a predicted model, not a curated record
AAGCUCGCUUAUGGCUGGGAUGGGAUGCUGCCCGACCGAGUGACUGUAGCUGAGGACUUGAACUCUGCUGGUGCACCGAAACUGAAUAUACAUGCGGGACGGCGACGCUGGAAAUUGGAUAACGCGCGACACCGACACCACCGACAGUGACUGACUGUGCAGGAGAUUGCUCUGGUUGAUUCCAAUCGUGACCGGCGCCGCGGAUGGACGUGUUUUUUUAGCUCGGAUUGCAGAUUUCCGAAAUUACGAUAUUCCUGAGCAAGUGUCCGGUUUUGUGGCGAAGCAUUACAGGUGUUUGCGAUUCUUUUCCGGGCCGCGUACAGGUGUGAUUGAGUUGCGAUAAAAUUGUGGAGAAGGGAUUCACAAUCUGUACUGCAAAAUCGAGACAUAAAAGAAGAAAAUCUUACGGUGGAAAAGUGAAAGAUUGCAAGAAUCGAAAAAGGCCACAGUUUUUUUUCCGGAGUCCAACAUGCAGAACCUCCUUUGAAAAGAGAAACAAAUCAAUAUUGGGAGAAGUAUUUACAACUUGGUGCCACAACUAAAAAGUUAACAACAGUGCGCUUUCCGGGUUUUAGUAACAGUGUGCAAAACACAAGUGAAACAUUGAUUGAUAAAGUGCCACAUACGAAGAAAAAAAAAGUCAGUGACAUACGGAACAAAUCAUUUCAAAACUUGAGAAGCGAUUUUUCAGGAUUACACGUGUGCGGGCUUCAGCCUGCUAAACAUCGGCAAAAUUUUCACGGACGGGAAUAAGCUGGGUUCCGCUACAGCGGGUCGUGGAAUGUUUUGCUAUCACUGUCCCCCUUCGUUGCAUCCGGCUGGGCCACAUCCUCCGCGGUUACCCACGCUUGAGUACCCGUUCGCACCUACACAUCCUUACACCAGCUACUCUUACCACCCUGCUAUCCAUGAUGAAAGUUUCGUUAGACGGAAACAACGUAGAAAUAGGACAACCUUCACAUUGCAACAGCUGGAAGAGCUUGAGACUGCCUUCGCCCAAACCCACUAUCCGGAUGUUUUUACCAGAGAGGAUUUGGCGAUGAAAAUCAACCUCACCGAAGCGAGAGUUCAGGUCUGGUUCCAGAAUCGACGGGCCAAAUGGCGCAAAGCCGAACGGCUAAAGGAGGAACAGCGGAAGCGAGGAGAUGGUUCCGAUCCACAGUUAUUGAAUGAUAAGUUAGAAACCGAUAGUCGUGAUUCGAGUCCGGAUAUAACGGGCGAUGCGGACGAUGACGAUAUGCGUAGCUCGAGUGCACCUCCGAUGAGCCCGAGGGUGGAUUCCGAGCCGGAUAGGCCUCAUUCCAGCACUCAAAUGCACUCGAUAACGCAAUCCGGAUCGAAUAGUGCAGGGACACCGUCACCGGGAUUGAAAUACGCUCAACAGCCUGAGCUAAGUCCAACGCCCUCAGCUUCAGCCGAUUCGCCCAUCGAAGUCGGAGGACCCAUUUCGCUGACAACUUCAACGCGUGCUUCAACGGAGGAUUCCAGUCCACUUCCAGCGACCAGCAAUUCCUCCAACGGUUUAUGCUCCGUCACAUCCAGCAAUAGCACGCCCAGCUUUAGCAGUCAUCUCUUCAGCAGUUUCAGCGAGAGUAAUGGUGGAUUCCGGCCCGUACUGGACAACGGUCAACCACGGACAACUCCUCCUCUAUUUCUUCCUCCACAUCUGGCCUCUCUGGGGUCUCAGUUUGGUCCGCCAUUGUUUCCUAAUUUAAAAGCCCUCCUCUUCUAUUCAACUACAGCCGCCUUCCCGGGUCUGUGCUCAUGCUGCCCGGCAAAAUCUCCCAUCACCAGCGGGUCCUCAACAGCCACAUCCUCACCGACGUGCACUUCGCUAGCCCACUCGAUCUGCAGUACCGGCACCACUUCAACCAGCAGCGCAUCCCUUGGAGCAUCGGAUCCCCGGUCAUCUUCGGUUGCCGAGCUUCGUCGAAAAGCUCAGGAACACUCAGCUGCCCUCCUGCACUCGCUACAAGCAGCAGCCGCCGCUGGUUUAGCAUUUCCCGGAUUCCAUUUGCCACCCCUAUCGCUGCACACUGCCCUGAGUAGUGGUCGCAAACCGAGUGAUUUCAUCAGUGACCUCUCGAUGCAUCACCAUCUGAGCAAUCAUGGACUUGGUGUUCUCGGAGCACCACACCUCAACAACAACAAUCCAAACAGCAUGAAUAAUAAUAAUGCAUCCAGCAUAGGUGGAUCCCCAUCUCCCACGAGGCACAACGGGGAUAAAUCGUCCAGUGAUUAAUAGGAGUCUCAACUUGGGGAAAUGAAUAUUGUGAUUUUGAUCAGUAUAGCAAAAAAAAUGUGUAUAUACUUAAAUACCGCUAGGAGGAAGAAGUCGUCCUCUAUCACACGUAUAGUAGCAUCCAUCGUUCGUACUAGAUUACUGAUUGCAUAGUGAGAGUAGGUUAUUAACAUUCCACGGCAACUUGCAAUAAAUUAGAGCUAGGAAUAAAAAGCUUUCAUUCGAAAUUACUUAAUUUAGUUUGUUAAUGCAGUUUGCUAGUGAAAAAUACAGGAUCUAACAAUAAAUUCACCCAAACCAUAUUUAACAAAAGUCUUUUAAUUAAACACAAUGAUGAAACGAUUAACGAAGCAAAUAAUUUCUAUUAAUUAUUCUGAUUGGCUAAAAAAGGAACCACUUGUAAAUAGCACAAAACAAUACGUAAAGCACAUACAGAAUCAAAAUAUAAUGUUACAGAAUCUUCUCGAUUACAGCAGAUCGUGAAAAAUAUCUAAACCAAUAGAAAAGAAUACUAAGAAUUUUGAAAAAGCUAACAGAAACUGUAUAGAAGUUUUGCCAAACGGAACACCAUUUAAUGUAGCUGUAAUGCGGAUAUAAAUGCCAAAAUGUAAAACGAUAAUUACAAAAUAAA